Aspergillus alliaceus is the source of this 7665-nucleotide messenger RNA. RefSeq names its product type I polyketide synthase. The record is from RefSeq and is a predicted model, not a curated record. The transcript has 10 exons. Gene Ontology annotation, molecular function: phosphopantetheine binding; 3-oxoacyl-[acyl-carrier-protein] synthase activity; oxidoreductase activity. Bases 1 to 7665 code for a protein of 2554 amino acids. Lineage: Eukaryota; Fungi; Ascomycota; Eurotiomycetes; Eurotiales; Aspergillaceae. Gene Ontology annotation, biological process: secondary metabolite biosynthetic process; fatty acid biosynthetic process.
AUGGCGAUGCGCCUCCCCGGGCGUGUCAGGAGCGGUACGGAUUUUUGGAACCUGCUCUCCGCGAAGGAAAGCGGGCUGUGUGACGUGCCCAAGGACCGCUUCAAUAUCCACGGGUUCUCCGACGCGUCGGGCCGGGCUGGAACUAUCCCUAUCAAGCAGGGAUACUUUUUGGAAGACGUGGAUAUCCAACAGUUUGACACAUAUGUUUUUCCUACAUCCAGGAUGGAGCUAGCACGGCUCGAUCCUGCUCAAAGGCAACUGCUUCAAGUAGCCUACGAAUGUUUCGAAAGCGCUGGUAUAUCUUCCUGGCGUGGUAGCAGAGUUGGAUGCUACGUGGGGGAACUCGGGGAGGACUGGGCUGAUGUGAACGCGAAGGAGACACAGCACAGAGGUGGUUAUCGCGGCACAGGUUUCGGGGACUUUGCCAUGAGCAACAGGAUAUCCUAUGAGUUUGACCUGCUCGGCCCUAGCAUGACGGUCAAGACGGCCUGCUCAUCCUCCCUCGUUUGCCUUGACCUGGCAUGUAAGGCGAUCCAGAAUAACGAGUGUGUGAGUGCGCUCGUGGGUGGGACCAACUUGAUGUUCUCGCCAACUACGUGGAUGGCGCUCAAUGACCAGGGAGUACUUUCACCGACCGGGCAGUGCCGAACUUUUGAUGCCGCAGCAGAUGGUUAUGCUCGUGGCGAAGCUGUCAACAUGGUGCUAGUCAAAAGGCUCAGCUCUGCACUACGAGAUAAUGACCCUAUCCGGGUGGUCAUUCGUGGCACUGGAGUGAACAGCGAUGGUCGGACACAAGGCAUGCUUACCCCGAGCCCUUCGGCACAGGCAGCCUUGAUUCGUCGCACCUACGCUGCUGCUGGUAUUCAGGACCUGUCAGAAACAGCCAUAGUGGAGUGCCAUGGUACGGGGACUCCUGUUGGCGACCCGCUCGAGACCAAGGCUAUCGCGGAUUGCUUCGGUGACAAAGGUGUCAUCAUUACAUCGGUCAAGCCCAAUAUUGGGCAUUCAGAAGGCGCGGCUGGCCUAACGAGUUUAAUCAAAAGUGUUUUGGUGCUCGAGCACCGCACCGUGUUGCCCAAUAUCAAUUUUGACACGCCGAACCCGGAGAUCCCUUUCGAGGAGCGCAAACUACGCGUUCCCACGGAGCUGGAAGCUUGGCCCAGGGACCGUGCCGAAAGAGUGAGCGUGAACUCAUCUGGUAUAGGGGGCGUUAACGCGCAUGUGAUUGUUGAGUCGCCACGGCAGUUUGCUAUCGCAUCGCAAGUAGAUAGUCACUAUCAUUCGCGACUAGAUGAUUUCAUCAUCAUUGACAAAGUGGAUGUGGACGGUAAACCUAGUAAUACAGGUCAAUCCAAUGGCACUCUUGCCAACGGUACACAUCAUGAACCUCCGAGCAAGGACCAUAUCAUCAAUGGCGGUUUUGAUACUGGCGUGGUUCGUCAGGGGGAGCCACCGAGUUUGUUCCUUCUCUCUGCCCAUAGCGCAGAGUCGCUUCAGGCGCAAAUCAAUGAUUAUCAAGAAUACAUGCAGAGCCAGAGUCAUGUGGAGUUACGUGACCUCGCGUAUACGCUAGCCAACAAGCGCGAACACCGUGCUCAUCGCGCCUUCGCUGUAAUGAACGGAAACACGUCAAGCCUCCAAGUCUCUGAGCCUCCAGUCGCAGCGGAUUGGGGUUCAGCCAGUGGCACCAAGGUUGCCUGGGUCUUCACCGGCCAGGGAGCCCAAUGGCCUAGAAUGGGCAGAGAACUGUUGGAUACGAAUGCAACCUUCCGGGAAAUGAUUCGCAAGAUGGAUAAAUUCCUGCUGAUGCUCCCGAUGCCGCGGCGAUGGAGGGUUGAGCACGAAUUGCGCAAGGGGGAGCAUAAUAGUCAAGUCCACCGUGCCGAGCUUGGCCAUCCUAUUUGCGUAGCCUUGCAGAUAGCCCUUGUUGACGUUCUUCGUUCGUGGGGAAUAACCCCAGACGUCAUUGUGGGGCAUUCAUCCGGUGAGGUGGCUGCAGCCUAUGCCAGUGGAGCUAUCUCAGCAGAGGCUGCCAUGGCUAUUGCAACCUUACGCGGAUCUAGCAACGUAUCAACCGAUCAGAAGGGCUCCAUGGCUGCUAUUGGACUCGGUAGAGAUGACGUAUUGCCAUAUAUGGUGCCGGGGGUGGACAUUGCGUGUGAGAAUAGUCACUCGAGCAUCACAUUGUCGGGGGAUACAGACCAAGUUAACAAGGUCCUCGAAACAAUUAGGGCUGAGCGACCCGGAGUGUUGGCCCGCUUGUUACUGGUGGAGAAGGCGUUUCACUCCCAUCACAUGCUUCAGUACGGAAAAUCGUAUGAAGAGCAAAUUCGGCCGUACGUCUGCAGUCGUGACCCAGUAGUAGCACUGUAUUCCUCGGUGACCGGGAAAAGUUUGACUGGAGAUGGAUGUCUUGAUGCACAUUAUUGGCGUGCCAACAUGGAGCGUCCCGUUCUAUUCAACACGGCGCUCCGCUCUGCAAUCGGUGACGCCGCUCUGGAAAGCAGCAGCAAGGUGGUCAUGAUUGAAAUAGGACCUCAUCCAGCCCUUGCUGGCCCAAUUGGGCAAAUCCUCCGGGACACUGGUCAUGCCGGCCAUAUCCUCCACAUCGGCACUCUCCGCAGGGGCAAAGACUGCCAGGAAAGCAUGAUGCAUCUCGCGGGCAAGCUUUACCAGCACGGCAUCCCAUUGAAUUACUCGGUUCUCUGUCCGCCCGGCAACUUCAUCAAAGAUCUCCCUCGCUACAGUUGGAAGCAAGACACAACUUACUGGGCUGAGUCACGGCUGUCCAGUGAAUGGAGGUUCCGAGGGAAUCCUCCGCACGAGCUUCUUGGGAGCAGGGUCUUGGAAGCUGCAGCCAUUGAACCCACAUGGAGGAAGGUUCUCGCUCUUGAGGAUGUACCAUGGCUGGCUGGACAUGAGGUGAACGGCCUGAUUGUGCUUCCUGCCGCCGGCUAUAUCGCUAUGGUCGGGGAGGCGCUUCAGCAACUCCACCAGGCGACGGACGCGAGCCAUGAGGCCACAUUCAGCAUCAAGAACGUACGCAUCGCCUCAGCGCGGAUACUCGAUAUAGAUAAGACCAUCGAACUCAUCACCAGCCUGAGGCCCAUCAUGCUUGACGCGUCUGAAGCCUCCGCAUGGUACCAGUUUACCAUCAGCUCCUUUGAUGGAACAAGGUGGGCCAGGAACUGCUUCGGCGAGGCAAGAACCUCUCGGGAUAACUCCUUCGCACCUCCUCGCCAGGUGCAUCCUGGCAGCGCUCCGUUCCCAAGGCUCGUAGACGAGAAAGCCUGGUACGUGGGUUUAAGACGCAUUGGAUUCAACUACACCGGGCUUUUCGAGGGUAUGCAAGACGUCUCGGCCGCGACAACCACGACCGAAGCCAAAGCCACAGUGGCAACAGGAAUUUUACCCAGUCCCUCAAGAUGCUCUCGAUACGUGUUCCAUCCAUCUACCAUCGACCGGUGCUUCCAGCUCUUUACCGUGGCAUCAUUCCGCGGUAUGUGCCGCAACAUGACUCAGCUUUCAGUGCCAACGUUUAUUGAAGAGAUGGUCCUACAUCCCUGUCCAGCCAAUCAGACCCUAAACGUAACAGCUCACGUUGAGAAUAAACUCGAUCGAGGCUCUUUCACAGGAAGUCUUCUGGCUCAGAGCACCGGUAGCGAUGAACGGCUCACCUCCACAUGCAUUAGUUUGAAAGGGCUUAAGUCUAGCGCUCUCACCAGCGGCAGCAACGACGAUGGAGACGAGAACAAGACCCCCUUGCUUACGCAGUUUGAGUGGAGGCCUCAUAGCGAUUUCGCGGACCUAGGGAGCUGCAUCCACCGGCGAACACCGCGCGUAAAGGAAUGGCCGCUGCUGGAGGAACUGAUUCUUCUUUGCAUGCUCGACCACAGUGACAACAUCAAGACGAACGGCGACACUGCAGAGCACCUCGUGAAGUUCGCAGCUUGGAUGCAACAGCAGAUUGAGCGCUACAAGCUGGGGCUGAACAAGUUCGUGAGAAAGGACCUGCACAUUGAGGAGAAGAGCGUAAACGAGAGACUUCAGCGAAUCAACGAGAUCCUGGCAACACUCUCUAGCGAAAGCGCUCCAUCACAAUAUACUAUCUUCUCAACUACAAUUUAUAAGGUCUUUGCGGCAGCGUCAGCGAUCUUCAGUGGCGAGAUGCACCCUUUGCACGUCCUGCUAGAAGACAACGUGCUCACCGAGUUCUACGAGGCACUUGCAGUAGACUCCACUGAUCUGAUCAAGCUCCUGGCUAACACGAACCCACAAAUGCGCAUCCUCGAGGUCGGCGCCGGCACAGGAGGGACCACAGCUCGUGUUCUGCAAGCCCUCACCUCACCGUACGGCGAGCGCCUGUAUAGCGCCUACACAUAUACCGACGUAUCUGUUGGCUUUAUGCCGGCUGCUAAGGAGCGGUUCGCUGAUUACGCGGCUAUCGAUUAUGCUGUUCUGGAUGUUACGGUCGACCCGGCUGAGCAAGGAUUCCAACUGGGCAGCUUUGAUCUAAUCAUUGCCGCAAACAUUAUUCAUGCCACCCCAUCCUUAAAUACGACUCUCGGCAACUUACGAAGCCUCUUGAGCCCUGGUGGAAGGCUUUUCAUGGAGGAGCUCAGUCCUGGUGAAUUCUUCCAGGGAUUCCUUCCGGGCUGGUGGCUAGGGUCCCUAGAUAACCGUGUCGACCAGCCUUUUGUUUCGCCAGAGAGGUGGACCAAGGAGUUGCUUGGUGCCGGCUUUUCGGAGCCUGACACGAUUGUUCUCGAUAAUUCGGCGCCAUAUCAUGUCAACGCUGCGAUCGUAGCGUCCUGUCAGAGCCGAGAGACUAGCCUGUCGCGAGUCAGCUUAUUGUGCCACGCUCCUAACGGUUCCUACGUUGCCGAGGUGCAGCACUGCUUGGAGGCUCUCGGUGUGGCUGUCGAUAUCUGUUGUUUUGGGCAAGCUUUACCUUGCCAGGACGACGUUGUUUCGCUGCUGGAUCUCCAGGAACCCGUACUCCAUGAGAUGUCCGAAGAGACAUUCGAGAUUGUCAAGGGAUACUUGGUCUCGCACAAGGCCUCAAUGCUCUGGAUGAUGCCCGCCUCGCAGGUCGGUAACGUGAAAGAUCCACGGGGGUCCAUAGUGCUCGGCCUUGCCCGGACUGUACGUAACGAGAUGCUCCGCCGGUUCCUUACUGUCGAAGUCGACGAGGCAACGACUUCAGCGACGGCUGCAGCGGGCGCUGUGGCCAAGAUCCUCUGCCAGGCCAAGUCGGAGCAUCUAAACGACCACGAGUUCAUGGAUCCUGACUUUGAGUACGCCAUUAUCCAUGGAGAGAUACUUAUCCCACGACUGCACUGGCAGAGGAUGUCCGAGGCAUUCAAAUGGAGUCAACCCGAAACCGAGAACGACGCUGACGACGUAACGAGUCCUUAUCGUAUCGUCAUGCAAAAGCCAGGUCUGCUGCAUACGAUGAUGUGGAGCAAGACAGCUUCUAGCAUCGUCGGACCCGGGGAGGGGGAGAUUCUGGUUGAGACUAGGGCUGUCGGACUUAAUUUGCGGGAUGUUCUCAUUGCUCUAGGUGUUUUAGAGAAUAGCCCGAACGAGAUGGGAUUCGAGGGAAGCGGUGUUGUCCGAGCAGUAGGACCUGGAGUCUCGCGCUUCACGGUCGGCGAUCGUGUCAUGUAUCUAAGAACCGGAUGUUUUAAGACGAGCUGCACCAUGAAUGAGGCGUUGUGCGUUAAAAUGGAUGACUCGAUGACCUUCGAGCAAGGCGCAGCAUUGCCGUGCGUCUACGCCACAGUUAUCACAGCGCUGGUUGACAAGGCCAAUUUGCAAUGUGGACAGUCUGUACUCAUCCACGCCGCCUGCGGGGGGGUUGGCCUCGCGGCGAUCCAAAUCGCGCAGAUGCUUGGUGCGGAGAUAUACUGCACAGUGGGCAGCGACGUCAAGCGACAGUAUCUCAAAGAACACUACGGGAUUCAACCCUCGCGUAUAUUCAAUUCGCGAGAUUCAUCUUUCCUCCCCGACGUUCUACAGGCCACGGAUGGACGAGGCGUAGACGUGGUGCUCAACUCGCUAUCGGGAGACCUGCUGCGGGCUUCGUGGCAAUGUGUUGCGGAAUUUGGGACGAUGGUGGAAAUCGGCAAACGCGACUUCCAGCGCGGCGCCACACUGGCCAUGGCGCCUUUUGAGGCCAACCGCACCUUCAUCGGCUUGGAACUUCGUUUCGUAUCGCAGGCCCAGCCGCAGAAGGCCACCGCUCUCCUCGAGCGCUGCGUUCAAUGGGUGCGCGAAGGACGCAUUGCCGGUCCCACCAUCUCAAGCACGUUCGGCGCCGCCCAGAUUCAGGAAGCUCUCCGGACGAUGCAGGCGGGGAAACACAUUGGCAAGAUCGUUAUACAGAUGCCCGGUGAUGCUCAGGAGCUGGAGCUGGAGCAGCAUCAGCCGGUUGCGCCAGCGGCAGCCUUCCAGUUUCGGUCAGACCGCAGCUACCUACUCAUCGGAGGCCUUGGAGGACUCGGACGAGCCCUCGCCAACUGGAUGGUAGAGAACGGCGCGCGUUCCCUUGUUUUUCUCUCAAGAUCUGCUCUUGAUGGGCCCGGAACUGACGGCUUCGUCCAAGAAUUGCAUUCCCAGGGAUGCCAGGUAAAACUAGUUUCUGGCAGCGUCAGCAACAAAGCCGACGUCCAAAGAGCGGUGAAAAACGAUGCCACCGCUGCCCGCCCCCUCGCCGGGGUUCUCAACCUGUCCAUGGUUCUGAGGGACGUCGGAUUUGCUGACAUGAGCUUUACAGACUGGAACGCGGCAGUGGAGCCCAAAGUCCGCGGAACGUGGAACCUGCACGAAGCCGGUCUGAACAACCAGGAACUAGACUUCUUCGUCCUUUUCUCCUCCUGCGGUGGGAUCACUGGCUAUUGGGGCCAGGCCAACUACUCCGCAGCCAACACCUUCCUUGACUCGUUCGUGCAGUUCCGCCAUCGGCAGGGCCUCGUUGCCUCCGUCAUCGACGUCGGCGUCAUGGGCGACGUAGGCUUCGUCUCGCAGAACCCGGACGUACUCGAUAGACUCGACCGCUCCGGCUUGCGCAUCCUUCGGGAGCAGGACCUGCUGGACGCGAUGGUCUUGGCCCUUCGGCGAUCUCGACCGACUCAGCCUGCCGCCUCGCCGGAGCCUAUUCCCGGACCAGGUUCUCUCUUGCCUCGCGACAUGGCGUACCGGAACCCCAGCCAGGUGAUUCUGGGAUUAAGCACAACGAUCCCCAUCUCGUCGCCCCUCAACCGCGUGGUCUGGCGGCGUGACGCCCGUAUGAGCACUUAUCGCAAUCUAGAGAGCACAUCCAGCACUUGGACCGACGGCCACGAUGGCAACAGGUCGUUGUCUCAGCACGACUCCUUGCGCGCCAAACUGGGGUUCAUCCCAGAUGACGAGGGCAAGGCAGCGGCUAUUGCUCGCGCGCUGGCUGCGGCGCUGUCCAUCUUUCUCAUCAAGGAUAAAGAUCAUAUCCCGCUGGACCGGCCGCUGGACAGUCUGGGCCUCGACUCACUGGUUGCGAUGGAAGUGCGAAACUGGAUUCGCCAGCAGGUAGGGGUGGAGAUCAGUACGAUUUUGAUCGUUCAGAGCCCAUCUCUCCGCCACUUGGCUGAGCAGAUCAGGCUGGCGCUGGGAGGAGCUACUGAUUAA